This is a messenger RNA of Plasmodium falciparum 3D7, 1662 nucleotides long. RefSeq lists its product as uncharacterized. The record is from RefSeq and is a predicted model, not a curated record. Lineage: Eukaryota; Apicomplexa; Aconoidasida; Haemosporida; Plasmodiidae.
AUGAAAAGUAGAAACAAUAUUCAUCAUCAUAAAAAGAAAAACGAAGUUAAUAAUACACUGGAAGAAUAUAAGGACAUAAUACCAGAUAUUGAAAUUCAAAUUGAGAACUUAUUAAAAAAAUUUCAUAUUACAAAAUAUGAUUAUAAAAUUACUCAUUUUUUAAUUGACAUAAUACAAAAUGAAUCUCUUAAAAUAUUAAAAAAUGCUAAGCAUAUAAAGAAGAAUAUAUAUUAUAAUAAUUAUAAUGAUAAGGAUGAUAAUAUAAAUUAUUAUAAUAUUAAUGAUGAACAUAUAAAUAAUAAUGAAAAUAAUGAUAAUAUUUAUAAUGUGAAAGAAAAUGCGCAUAUAAACCAUGAUACAUUAUACGAAGAAAAAUAUAUACAAAAAGAGGAAGGAACAAUUAACCAUAUAAAUAAUAAUACAGAUAUGGAAAAUAUAAAUGAAAACAACUCACCGAAUAAAUGUAGUUCACACAUGUUAAAUGAUUUAUUGAACAAUUUUAAUGAAGAUAGUGCUAUAGAAAAAAACUCACACAUUGAUGUAGUUAAUAAUAUGGAGGACGAAAAGGUUAACAUAAAUGAUGCUGAAAAGAUUGAUAAUGAAAAGAUUAAUGAUGAAAAAAAUGAUGCUGAACAAAUUAAUGAUGAAAAAAAUGAUGAUGAAAAAAAUGAUGAUGAAAAAAAUGAUGAUGAAAAAAAUGAUGCUGAACAAAUUAAUGAUGAAAAAAAUGAUGAUGAAAAAAAUGAUGAUGAAAAAAAUGAUGAUGAAAAAAAUGAUGAUGAAAAAAUUAAUGAUGAAAAAAAUGAUGAUGAAAAAAAUGAUGAUGAAAAAAAUGAUGAUGAAAAAAAUGAUGAUGAAAAAAUUGAUGCUGAACAAAUUAAUGAUGAACAAAUUAAUGCUGAACAAAUUAACGAUGAACAAAUUAAUGAUGAACAAAUUAACGAUGAAAAAAUUAACGAUGAACAAAUUAACGAUGAAAAAAUUAACGAUGAACAAAUUAAUGAUGAAAAAAUUAACGAUGAACAAAUUAAUGAUGAAAAAAUUAACGAUGAACAAAUUAAUGAUGAAAAAAUUAACGAUGAACAAAUUAAUGAUGAAAAAAUUAACGAUGAACAAAUUAAUGAUGAACAAAUUAAUGAUGAACAAAUUAAUGAUGAUAAUAUUUCAAAUAAACCGGAAUUAUCAUUAUCGGAUAUUUUUAAUACUAUCGAAUGCACAAGUAAUAAUAUCCAAGAGCAAGAAAAUAAAGACGAAUUAAUUAAUAAGGAUAUACCAUCCAAUAAUAAAACUGAUAAUAAAGAAAAUAAUCAUAUUCCUAAAAAUAAUCCUCUAAACUGUAAUGACAAUAAUCAAAAAAAUUUACAAAAUAUUGGUAAUAAUAAAAAUAAAAUACGUGAUGAAGUAUUAAUAAUUGAUGAAGAAAGUGUAAAUCUAGCCAUUAAAGAAUAUGUCCUCAAAACAAUAUAUAGAAAGAAAAAUGUAGAUUUCUUAUAUGAAAAAUUGGAAUUUCAACAAAAGGACAACCUUAUGGUUAAUAGAAAUAUAAAAUAUCCAUCCGGUCUUCCUCCAUAUUUACCAGAUGAUUGUUCUGUUAAUACCAUAUUACCAUCAUGGGAUAUAAAAUAUAACUUCAAUUCUUCAAAAAGAAAGAUUAAAAAAUAA